Molecule: messenger RNA, 396 nt
Organism: Cordyceps militaris CM01
Lineage: Eukaryota; Fungi; Ascomycota; Sordariomycetes; Hypocreales; Cordycipitaceae
Exons: 4
Coding region: 1-396 (131 amino acids)
Source: RefSeq, a predicted model, not a curated record
AUGUCUUCGUCCAUCACCAUUCCCACUCGUCGUUCCAACGAUGGCCUCUGCACGCCCAAGGCCAUGUCCAGCUCCUCUGACAGCUCAUACUCGGAUUCCCCGUCAUCCGCUGCAUCCACUCCGUCAUCGGCUACCAAGGCGCUUCACGCCCGUCGACCAAGUCUGCUUAGCUCCGCCCUCUCCGUGGAGAAGACGACCGUCAUCAACAUCGGCAACCCUGAUGGUCCUCCCCGUCUUAUCACUUAUCUCUCCUCCAGCCAAGGCUUCGACUGGAAUCCCGAAAUCUUUCUCCCAUCCUACCUCGAUUGCGACUACGUGCCCCUCGAGAACCGACGAGAGCCCGUCCACGAGAUCCGCCUCAGCGAGGAGGAGCUGCGUAACAUGCUGCCCUCAUAA